GGCCAUCGGCUCAGAGGAUGACAUUUGUCACAGUUCUAACUCCACCUACCAAAUGGCGAGCAGCUCUCUCCGGGCCGACCAGGAGGCGCUGCUGGAGAAGAGGCUGAACCAGCCGCCCCCUGGCCUGCAGAGGCCCGAGGAUCGCUGCAACGGCACCUACCUCAUCUUCUUCAGCCUGGGUAUCGGCGGCCUCCUGCCAUGGAACUUCUUUGUCACUGCCAAGGAGUACUGGAUGUUCAAACUCAGCAACUCCUCCAACCCAGCCGUGGGGCAGGACCCCGAGGGCUCAGACAUCCUGAACUACUUUGAGAGCUACCUUGCCAUCGCCUCCUCCGUGUCCUCCGUGCUGUGUCUCGUGGCCAACUUCCUGCUUGUAAACAGGGUUUCAGUCCACGUCCGCAUCCUGACCUCGUUGGCCAUCAUGCUGGCCAUCUUCGUGGUGAUGACUGUGCUGGUGAAGGUGGACACCUCCUCUUGGACACGUGGCUUCUUUGCCAUCACCAUUGUCUGCAUGGUGAUGAUCAGCGGUGCUUCCACCAUGUUUAGCAGCAGCGUCUACGGCAUGACUGGCUCCUUCCCCAUGAGGAAUUCUCAGGCACUGAUAUCAGGAGGUGCCAUGGGUGGCACCAUCAGCGCCGUGGCCUCGCUGAUGGACCUGGCCCUGGCCAGCGACGUGAGGAACAGCGCCCUGGCCUUCUUCCUGAUGGCCACCAUCUUCCUUGGGCUGUGCACGGGCCUCUACUUGCUGCUUCCCAGGCUGGAGUAUGCCAGGUACUACCUGAGGCCCAUCUGUCCAGCCCACGUGUUUUCUGGUGAAGACGAGCUGCCCCAGGACUGCCCCGGUGCCCCUCUGGUGACCCCUGGACCCAGCGACCCCCACACCCCAGCCCUGUGCCCCAUCCUGAAGAAGACAGCCAACCUGGGGUUCUGUGUCUUCUGCGUCUUUUUCAUCACCGGCCUCGUCUACCCCGCCGUCUGCACCAACAUCGAGUCCCUCCACAAGAGCUCAGGCUCACUGUGGACCACCAAGUUCUUCGUCCCCCUCACCAUCUUCCUCCUGUACAACGUGGCUGACCUGAGCGGCCGGCAGCUCACAGUCUGGGUCCAGGUGCCAGGGCCCAAGAGCAAGGUGCUCCCGGGGCUGGUGCUGCUCCGGACCUGCCUCGUGCCCCUCCUCGUGCUCUGUAACUACCAGCCCCGCGCCCACCUGCGGACUGUGGUCUUCCAGUCUGACAUCUACCCUGUCCUCUUCUGCUCCCUGCUGGGGCUCAGCAAUGGCUACCUCAGCACCCUGGCUCUCAUCUAUGGGCCUAAGAUCGUGUCCAGGGAGCUGGCCGAGGCCACGGGCGUAGUGAUGUCCUUUUAUGUGUGUGUGGGCUUGAUGCUGGGCUCGGCCUGCUCUGCCCUGCUGGUGCACCUCAUCUAGGAGAGGUGCUGCAUGAGGCUUCGGAGCCUCUGGAAGAUGGGGAGAGAGUGCAGGAGAGCUCAGGGGCAUGGAGGAAGGGGCUAGAGUUGGGCUUGCUGCAGGCAGCUAAUGCACCCACUUCAUCUCCCGAGACGACAGUGAGCCGCGUCCAUGCCUGUCCUGUGGAAGGCAGAGACAUUCCAGACACGGUAACAGAACACUCCUGAAGCAUUUGAAGAAGACACGGAUGCAGAGCAGGGUAUCAUCACCUUCAGAGCUGAUGGUUCGCUUGCCACCCUCUUUCCAGGCCCUGGAAAAGUGUCACCAGUGUUUGACUGAGUUGUUACAAAGCCAGUGCCAGUACCCGGCUGCGGGCUCUUUGCGUUCUCCCAGCAGUGUUCCUUCCAGCUGACAGGAUACUAGAGGAUGCUCAGUUCUCAGGAGGGGGUCCCCCUGGGAUGGCCAGCCCUCAGUCUGCCGACCCAAGAGUGUAUAGGUGUAUAGGGCAUUUGGUGAGGCAGAGACUGCCCACCAAGACUGGAAAAACCAGAAAGAUGAGCUUCCAUGAAGCUUCAUUCCAGAGGGACCAGAGGGUCUCCCUGUGCAAGAACCCAGCCGGACAGGCUUGGGUUUUCAAACCGGGAUCCUGUGGCCUCGCGGUCUGUGGCCGGGGUCAGGGUGGGGUUUUUAAUGGUCAUGAGGACAUGUCAGGGCCAUUGGCUCAAGGCAUAAUAAACCCUUGAGCACUUGC
This is a messenger RNA of Carlito syrichta (Philippine tarsier), 2156 nucleotides long. RefSeq names its product solute carrier family 29 member 3 (gene SLC29A3). Gene Ontology annotation, molecular function: nucleoside transmembrane transporter activity. Bases 53 to 1426 code for a protein of 457 amino acids. The transcript is spliced from 5 exons. Gene Ontology annotation, biological process: nucleoside transmembrane transport. Lineage: Eukaryota; Metazoa; Chordata; Mammalia; Primates; Tarsiidae. Gene Ontology annotation, cellular component: plasma membrane; Golgi apparatus. The record is from RefSeq and is a predicted model, not a curated record.